GGCGGCGGCGGCGGCGCUGGUGUUGCUGCUGCUGCUUCCAUUCGCGAAGUGGAGACGGGAGUCUGCGGACCCGGCGCGCCAGCAGCAGCAGCAGCAGUGGCAGCUGGACCCAGAGCGCCGAGCGCGCAUGGAGCCGGAGUUGGGUGCCUGCUUCCCUUCGCGUCCGUGGAGCCCCCGCGGCGGCGCGAGGCUCCUGCUGCUGCUCUUGACGGUGCGCCUGGGCAGCUGCAUGGAUAAAGCAGAUGAUGAAGAUGACGAAGACCUAACUGUGAACAAAACAUGGGUGCUUGCUCCAAAGAUUCACGAAGGAGAUGUCACUCAUAUACUGAACUCUUUACUCCAAGGCUAUGAUAAUAAACUCCGACCAGAUAUUGGAGUGAGAACUACAGUAAUUGAAACUGAUGUCUAUGUUAACAGCAUUGGUCCGGUCGAUCCAAUUAAUAUGGAGUACACCAUAGAUAUCAUUUUUGCCCAGACUUGGUAUGACAGUCGCUUGAAAUUUAACAGCACCAUGAAAGUACUUAUGCUAAAUAGCAAUAUGGUUGGAAAAAUUUGGAUUCCAGACACUUUUUUCCGGAACUCAAGAAAAUCAGAUGCCCAUUGGAUCACAACUCCAAACCGCCUGCUUCGCAUUUGGAGUGAUGGACGUGUUUUAUAUACCCUAAGGUUGACGAUUAAUGCCGAAUGUUAUCUCCAGCUUCAUAACUUUCCCAUGGAUGAGCAUUCCUGCCCUCUGGAGUUUUCAAGCUAUGGAUAUCCGAGGAAUGAAAUUAUAUACAAAUGGAAAAAGUCCUCUGUGGAAGUGGCAGAUCCCAAAUACUGGAGAUUGUAUCAAUUUGCAUUUGUAGGCUUACGUAAUACAACAGAUAUCUCCCAUACACAGUCCGGGGAUUACGUUGUCAUGACGAUUUUCUUUGUUCUGAGCAGGCGUAUGGGGUAUUUUACCAUUCAGACGUACAUUCCUUGCAUAUUGACAGUCGUCCUUUCCUGGGUCUCGUUCUGGAUUAAUAAAGAUGCUGUGCCUGCGAGGACAUCAUUAGGCAUCACCACUGUGUUGACCAUGACCACGCUGAGUACAAUUGCAAGGAAGUCCCUUCCCAAGGUUUCCUACAUAACAGCAAUGGACCUUUUUGUCUCUGUGUGUUUCAUUUUUGUGUUUGCUGCCCUGGUGGAGUAUGGCACCUUGCAUUAUUUCACCAACAACAAAAAGGGGGCCAAAGAGAAAGACAAGAAAUCAAAAAACAAGUCCUCAACUCCUGCACUUCCUGUCCGCCCUGGAUCAACGUUAAUUCCAAUCAACAAUCUCCGUCACCUUCAAGAACAUCAUGGCAAUUAUGGAUAUGAGUGCCUUGAAGGGAAAGACUGCACCAGCUUCUUUUGUUGCUUUGACGACUGCCGCACGGGAUCGUGGAGAGAAGGACGAAUACACAUCCGCGUGGCCAAAAUUGACUCCUAUUCCCGGAUCUUCUUUCCCACGGCCUUCGCUUUGUUCAACCUUGUCUACUGGAUUGGUUACCUUUACCUAUAAAUGCCAGAUAUUUGACAAUCUUGAAAAAAGGGAUAACUGACACUCUGAAACACACCGCAGUAAAUAAGAUUAAAAGGUUAAAGCCCAGCGUAUCAUUUCAUUUUGUUUGUAUGUUGACAUUUCAAGAUGCGGAAAUGAAAUUGAGAAAAUGUUGACUAGAACUUUUCUAUCUUGACCAUUUACAAAGCUGGUUGAAAAAAACCCGUUUGGAAAGUUGGUGUUUUUUUUAUGUUUUCCAUCAUUUUUGCACUAAUUUUUACAAAGAUCCAUGGUUUAAAAACUAGAAAAAACUAAUUUCCUUAUGAUUUGUUUAGAGAGAACAAUAAUUGUUUGAAGUGGAUAAUUUUGUUGCAGCUCUUACACCAAAGCUGACAAAGCCUUAGGAAACCGAGACUACUCUGAAGAAAGAUUUAGUCAACAGCUUAUGUUCACAGAGUAAUUGGAUUUAAGCCCAUUGACAAAUAAAUCACUUUAAUGUGAUGAAGUCAGCUCAAACCUGUUUAUCCUGCUCAGACCAACUUUUGGAUAGGGCUGAAAAAUGAAACGGAAGACCAAACUACAUGUGAUUCUGUGGGGGUAAUUCAUGAUCGAAUUCCCUGAUGUAUUUGUAUUUAACCUUUAAAAGCAGCCCUGGAGAUUGGAAUCAUUGGAAUUGGGCUGCCAUUAGAUGGGGAAAGGAAAGAUCUGUAUCUGUAUUGCAGAUAUCCUUCAACUCCAUCAGGGCUAUUCAGAGCUUUGGCAUGUGUGAGAGAGAAUUCCAUUGUUGAAAUGCUCAGAGGUUUUAAAUAAGAGGUUGGAAAAUUCAUUCUUGGAUCUCCCACAUGUAGUUUGGCCUUGCUAAUUGACCAUCCCUCUCAUGUUUUUAGCUCUCUGUUUCUCUGUGUAAUAUUGUUUCAUAUGGAAAUAUGUUGGACCAUGAACAAGAUACUCAUUUGCCUAAAGAGAUGAGAGCAGCAUGCAACCAGCAUGUUACAUCAAAUCAUGAUACUUCUGGGUCCUUUCUGCCCUAUAUUUAUUUAUUUCAUAAAAUUUAUAUACGACUUGAUUUUAGGGGGGAGGGGAGAUCAAAGUGGUUUAUAUGUCACAUUUGUUACAUGUUUUCCUUAAAAAAGAAGAAGUCUAUUUGUCAUCACUUUUGAGAGACUCCUGCCGCACAACACAACAUCCCAGAAAAGACCCCUCCUCCCAGCUGUCUUUGGUAUAAACUGAAGUGCACCAGAAAUCCAAGAUCUGUGCUUGUUGCUGCCUCUCUUUGGUCAUGUCACAUGAGGAAGCAGAAAGCAGCAGAAUAAUGCCUCAAAAGGUGCACUUAAAACAAGGUUUUUCUUCAGGCCCGGUACUUUUUGUGUAAGCUCACUCGUCUUCAUGGGCAACCGAAAUGUGGAAUCGCGUCAGCUCAAGGAAUUCUUUAUGCUAUUCGCCACAUCUUCAGGAACACUGGAAUCGAUGAGAUCACAUAGGGCGAGAUGUCACAAUCUUGCUUCCCAUUAGCAUUGUCCCUCCCAGAGGUCAGGGCAGCACUAAUGUGAUAUAUAACCCCAUUGUUAGUUUCUCCCAAGUGGUGUCAUCAGUUCCAGUCAUGCCACAGAGCAGGACCAUGCAGAGGUGGCAAAUACAUUUGGAAACAUAAGAACCAUGAGAUUUGGACAUACAAGACAGAUGAUGAAAUGCUAUUCAUAGGAAAAGUUGUAUGUCAUAUUAUAGUGGAGUGUUGGAAAUCACUAGAAGUUACUAGAAAACCCCUCAUACAUAGAUGAGAGAUAUUGUCUUCCUCAGAUGUCAACAUGACUUGGCCAGCUUUGGGCGUUGUGCACCUUAACUUGGCGAUGGGAGAGUGGUUCACCUUUUCAUCUGUGAACGCAAAAUGUCUUAGGUCGCCCUGUCAAGGAGCAAUCCACAUUGAAAUGCAGAAAACUACAGAGAUGAUAUUUCUUUAAAGUCAUCUCAUGGGUUCCAGUCUGAGCUGAGAUAUGGGCCAGAAAGUUAAAGAUAAAUGCAAAGAGCUCCUUUAACAAUUAUUUGGAUGUAAGGAUGUUCUAGAAGAGGAGGGGCAGAAAUUACCACAGGACGUCGCCACAGCUUGCCCCACGCUUGUGUUGUGUUUGACUAGUUUCCCUGGGUUCACCAUUGUAUGGCAACCACCAACCACCAGAUUUAUUAGGUUUUAAAACUUUUUGUAAAGCUUUUUAGAACAGAUCCUUUCAGGAAAACAGUGUAUUCUCAUGACGGAUUUCCUGUCAGUCACUCGGAGCCAUGCCGUUGUCAAUUGUGGUUCGGCCUGCACAACACCACUUGGCUCUGGAGAGAUUAAUCAUGUCAGCUUCUCAGCAACUAUGGGUUACAGAACGUGAUACUCUUCGAUCCUACAAAGGCUCCCAGUUUCAGUUUGCUCAUUAAUCUGAGCAUUUUGGGAACUCUGUUUCUAAUUCUGGCUACAGGACCCAUUGGUGCCUUUUUGGUAUCACAUCUUUUGAGCCUCCUGGCUUUUCCUUUGCCUCGUUCCAUUUUUCCUCACCUUGUUUUGCCUGUGGCUUGACUAGAACUGGAUCUGAUGACAGAACGAAGGUGUGUCUCAUACAGGUACACUGCCUCCACCACAGCUGCCUAUAUCCUGAAAACAAAUCCCGUCAUACAGAGUCUAAGUAUGACAGUUGUAACUAUUUGUGAUGUACCUAAAUGUGGGACACAAAAUGGCCGACUGGCAAUCGUGUAAAUAAAUUUAAAAAAUCAGAUAGCCUCCAGCGUAUUCUAUGAAGCCACACACCUUGUCCCACAAGCGACCUUGUCAACGAGAAUCACUUACUGGCAUUGCACUUCAUGUCGUUGCCUGAGCAAGCAUUUUGUUUGCUGUAAAAAAACACCCAGCCCUAAACUCAGGGACAGGCUGUGAAUGUGUUUGAGAAAGCUAUGACUGGUCAUGGCCCAGUGGCAAAUGUCUACUGUGGGUUUUGAGAUGUAUGCUUUCCCUUCACAUUUUAUGUCUGCUGUGGAAGACAGGUGGACUUGAGAUGCCCUAAAUGGUGUUCUAAGACAAUCUGGCAAACAUCUGUGGAAUAUUCGGCUGGGAAAAAGAAAACGGUUAAAAUGUGCAGGAAAAUAGUUCAAGUACAUCUCUUUGCUUCUAGAGUCAUCCAACAGCUACUUCUUGGUUUAAUGUUUUGUAAUAAAAUGGUCUGAUGUGCUAGUGUUUUGUGACUAGUCCAUUAUCUGUCUGAAGUGACUGAAAAAAUAUUGAUGUUCGAAAUUCUCUAGCUGUAUAUAGGCAGAGAAUUGUAUGGUUUUCCUAUUCUUCAUGGUGGAGAGUUCUGUGAACUCGUUGUCUUCAGUAUUCCUUAACCUACAGAGACUGAUCUAAUAAAAUAUACCACUUUA
This is a messenger RNA of Podarcis muralis (Common wall lizard), 4900 nucleotides long. RefSeq names its product gamma-aminobutyric acid type A receptor subunit gamma1 (gene GABRG1). NCBI's taxonomy places the organism in Eukaryota, Metazoa, Chordata, Lepidosauria, Squamata, Lacertidae. The record is from RefSeq and is a predicted model, not a curated record. Gene Ontology annotation, molecular function: extracellular ligand-gated monoatomic ion channel activity; GABA-A receptor activity. Gene Ontology annotation, cellular component: membrane. Gene Ontology annotation, biological process: chloride transport; monoatomic ion transmembrane transport; gamma-aminobutyric acid signaling pathway.